Molecule: messenger RNA, 762 nt
Organism: Striga hermonthica
Lineage: Eukaryota; Viridiplantae; Streptophyta; Magnoliopsida; Lamiales; Orobanchaceae
Source: the annotation of a GenBank genome assembly
AUGAGGAAGAAGCUUGAUACUCGCUUUCCCGCUGCUCGCAUUAAGAAGAUCAUGCAAGCUGAUGAAGAUGUUGGGAAGAUUGCAAUGGCAGUGCCAGUUCUAGUGUCUAAAGCUUUGGAAUUAUUUCUCCAAGAUCUUUGUGAUCGUACAUAUGACAUAACUGUGCAAAGAGGGGCAAAGACCGUUAAUUCACUGCAUCUGAAACAUUGUGUACAUAGUUAUAACGUGUUUGACUUUCUUAAGGAAGUUGUGAGCAAAGUUCCAGACUAUGGUCACUCUGAUACCACAGCUGACAUCACGAAGAGAAGGAAAAUAGUCGCCAAUGAAACCAAUGACAGUGAUGAAGAGUUGAAAAGGAACAGCAUGGAAACAUGCCACACAAGCAGCAGCGGAAGAGGAAGAGGAAGGGGCAGGGGAAGAGGACGGGGACGUGCGAGCAGAGUGAGUGAGCUCCACCGAGAAGUGGUUGAUCCCAUUGGCUCGACUCCCAUUCUCCAGAGCAUCAAACAAAUCCCAAUCCCUUGUUCAAUGGAAAAUAGUAAUAAUAUCAUCCCCUCAGAAACCAAGGACGAGAGCAACAAAGAUAUGGAUGGUAGGGCCGAGUCGAGUAAAUUCAAUUCAAACGCCGCAGAUGAAAAUUCUAAAAUAACGGCUGCUGAUGAGAUUACCGAAAUGGAUAGGAUGGCUAUAGACCCCUUUCAUCUCCCGCAGCUCGGCUCAAAGCUGGGUGAGGAUGAUGAGGAUUAUGACGAGGAAGGGUAG